Molecule: messenger RNA, 825 nt
Organism: Clupea harengus (Atlantic herring)
Lineage: Eukaryota; Metazoa; Chordata; Actinopteri; Clupeiformes; Clupeidae
Gene: gstz1
Product: glutathione S-transferase zeta 1
Biological process (GO): glutathione metabolic process; L-phenylalanine catabolic process
Cellular component (GO): cytoplasm; mitochondrion
Molecular function (GO): maleylacetoacetate isomerase activity; glutathione transferase activity
Source: RefSeq, a predicted model, not a curated record
GCGAUCUCCUCCUAUUGGCUGAGGACUUGGCGAUUUAGUGUUUAACCCCGUGUGCUGCAAACAAUCUUCUCCAUCUCUACAAAUGGCAAACACUGCUAAGCCCGUUCUUCAUGGAUACUUCAGAAGCUCUUGCUCUUGGCGAGUUCGCAUCGCUUUCGCUCUGAAAGGAAUGGAUUAUGACCAGGUUAAUGUAAACCUCGUAAAAGAUGGUGGCCAACAGGUAACAGAUCAAUACAAAAGAUUAAACCCCAUGCAACAAGUGCCUGCUGUGACCAUUGAUGACAUGACAUUGUCUCAGUCGUUGGCGAUCAUCCAGUAUAUUGAGGAAACACGCCCUGGACCUCGUCUUCUGCCCUCGGACCCCAAACAGCGUGCCCAGGUGCGCAUGAUCUGUGACAUCAUUGCUUCUGGAAUUCAGCCAUUGCAGAACCUUUAUGUGAUCAAAAAGAUUGGUGCAGAAAAGGAGUCAUGGGCCAACCAUUUCAUUCAGCGUGGGUUUGAAGCCCUGGAGCCCAUCCUGAAACAGACUGCAGGAGUGUAUUGUGUUGGGGAGGAGAUAUCCAUGGCAGACAUCUGUCUUGUGCCUCAGGUCUACAAUGCUGAAAGGUUUAAGGUGGACAUCGGCCAGUUCCCAACUAUCAAAAGGCUAAAUCAAACACUCUUAAAUAUUGAGGCCUUCAAAGUCAGCCAUCCUUCAUGUCAACCAGAUACACCUGCUGCCGUGCAGGCAUAAACUAAAAGAGCCUUUGUCUACAUUCCUGUCGGAAGAUAGUAUGAUGUGGCUCUUAUAACCUAUCAAUUCAUUAAAAUGCUUUAAUAAAAAUA